CCAGUGGUAUCUGCAGUAUCUAGGCCAGAGCAAAAUAAAUCACAAGCGAUAGAUGAGAAGAAGAUAGAACCACUUCUGAUUCAUUCAUCUCAGGCCCAUAUGCCCUCCGGAUCCAGUGGCAAAAGUGUGCAAAUCUCGGAAGCAUCGGCAGAAUCUGUUGCCAUGACAAGCAUAGCCGUCAAGCUGAUAGAGCGGGUGAGACAAGGCAAAAAGAGGAAGCAAAAAGGAUUAGAAAGAACCGAGCAAGAGGACAUGAAUAAGGGGCCGGCAGUAGAAUCAGUAAAAAGAGAAAUAACAGGCAGCAGUCAGCAUCCAGAGUUUCCUGCUGCUAUGGCUACUUCUGCAACCGGGAGUAGUGUCAAAAACAGUUCCGAGGCAAAGCCUUACAAAGGAGUGGAGAGGAUGAGGCCAACACAGCAACAACAGGAAUUAUCAAAGACAGGACAAGGAUCGUCAGAAAUGAAGGUGAAAGAGAGAGCACAGCCAAUUGAACCUUCGAUAGGUGACAGUAGACAAGAGCAAGCUAAAAAGAGAUUGGAGGAACUUUCAGCCGGUUUAGAAACACAAGAAAUCCCCAAAAUGCCGAAUGAAAGAGUAGUAAAGGAGCACAAAAUUAAGAGAAUGAAAAGGAAGGAAGUGAGGCGUCUAUUAAGCCAAGAAGAGGGACGUUUUCCGCGAUCAUUCGAAGUUCAGCCCGGAAGAAGGAGAUGCCAGCAUUCCCGUGACGGUUGUCGUCGAGCCACCAAUCGUCUCUUGGCUCGUGGAACCGCUACAACUCAUAUUCCGUCCGCUUCAGGAGCAACCUUCUCACCAUCUAUCUCUCGACGAGCGGUUACUCCACAUUGUCAUAAGCCGGCCUGGCCUGUACGCCAACUUCUUCGGGCGACCGGUCGAGUGUUGAUUCUGCUGGCGGGCAGGCAUCGAGGAAAACGUGUCGUCCUGCUCGGCCGACAAGCGGCCACCGGUCUCCUCGUGGUCACCGGGCCGUACCGACUGAACGGAUGUCCGGUGCGUCGAGUUCAUCCCAAUUAUGUGCUGGCCACGCAGACCCGACUCGAGCUAAUCAAGGUAGACGAGGCCUGGUGA
Molecule: messenger RNA, 1086 nt
Organism: Protopolystoma xenopodis
Lineage: Eukaryota; Metazoa; Platyhelminthes; Monogenea; Polystomatidea; Polystomatidae
Source: the annotation of a GenBank genome assembly